Pelodiscus sinensis (Chinese soft-shelled turtle) is the source of this 2974-nucleotide messenger RNA. It is a transcript of the gene TMEM18, whose product is annotated as transmembrane protein 18. Lineage: Eukaryota; Metazoa; Chordata; Testudines; Trionychidae. The record is from RefSeq and is a predicted model, not a curated record. Gene Ontology annotation, cellular component: nuclear membrane.
ACACGCUACUGCGUAAGCGGAGUGCAGUCCCUCGCCUUAUAUACGGAGUGAAACGCCGCGCGCCGCCGCCUCUUUGGCGUCGUGUCUCGCGAGAAUGCCUCACGACCUCUCGCGAGAAUGAAGGGAGGCGGCCUCUAGGGGAGAUGGAGGCGCCGCAGCGCGUGCCUGCCGGGCUCCCUACUAUAGUGGCGCAAACAGACUGGUCUGAACCAUGGCUAUUGGGACUUCUAGUUUUCCACAUUCUCUGCUUCCUGCUCACUUGCAUUUCAUUCCAGCGCUACUACCUACAGAUAGGACAUUUUCUCUGCAUGGUGGCUUUGGUAUAUUGUGCUGAAUAUAUCAAUGAACUGGCUGCUAUGAAUUGGAGGUUGUUUUCUAAAUACCAAUACUUUGAUUCGAGAGGGAUGUUUAUUUCCCUAGUAUUUUCAGCUCCAUUGCUGUUGAAUGCUAUAAUAAUAGUGAUUGCCUGGGUUUAUAAAACAUUGAAUGUAAUGACUGAAUUGAAGACACUACAACAGAAAAGAAAAGCAGAAAAAGAAAAGAAAAAAUGAUUAUUGAUGUAUUUUAAUAACAUUUUAUGUAACCAUUCCUUCCAUCUUAUCUUAUUUUUAACUGGGAGCUGCAAUAUUACCAUGUUGUUGUUUUUUACCACCUUCCAUAUUCUGAGUUUGUCAGCUGCAUAUCAUCCAUGUUUAUAUGUAAUAUUAACAUAACUAUGCCAGCAGAAAAAUGCUCACCUUAAAAAGCCUUCAUGCUCUUUACCAUACACUAAUUUGUUUCGAGCUGAGCCAGCGUAGCCUCUGCUAGGGCAGAUUUCAGCUAUUCUGUUCAAUAGUCCUUUGUCCAUAAAUUACAUACUUAUUUCAUAGGCUGCUCAUUAAGGUUCUAAUUUAAUGUCUUUGUAAGUUAAUUGAAGUUUUGAUACUGAUAUCAGUGGGUGCAUGAUGCGUUGAAAAAAUGUUUAAAAGUAUUGUAUUUGUGCAUCCCACCAUGUAUAUAUUAAUAAGCAACUCCUACAGAAUCGGUUUACAAAUAAAAUGUUUGUUUUUUCCCAACUGCUAGUCUUGUAAGUUUAAGUUGAGACAUGGUGGUCAAGAUGAGUUCUCAGAAAGAUUUGACGCUCAUGGGUAGACUAACAUGAGCACACAGUGCAAUAAUGAGCAAAAGGAAUAUUGCAAUCCUGGAGAAUUUCAAGUAAGAAUUGAAGGCUGUUUUACCUCUGUUUAACUCUGGCACUGGUGGAAUACUGUGUCCAGUACAGGGGUCCACUGUUCAAAGGAGCUAUUGAUAUUUUCAAAAGAGUUGCUUAAAGAAUUAGAAACAUGCUCUUAUGUGGGAGACACAAAAGGGAAUUAAACGUUUGUCAUGCAGCAUCACAACACUUAACUUUUUGGCAACAGGAGCAAUGGGACCCAUAAAGAGAUAGGCACUUCCUAUAUGAUGCAUGGAAAGAGCUAGGUAGCUAAGAAUGUGAUCCUCAAAGCCAGCACACUAGGUAAGGAGCUUCCUAAGCUGGCAAUGGCAAAUGCUGACCAAAAGUUGUGUCCUAAGGCCUGUCUGUGUCAUCAGAGUUCAGCGCCUAUCUUUGCUUAGCGAGCUGUGACUAGGAAUCCAUCUGGAAUCAGGCAGGUUAGGAAUAGGGAUGUAAAAUCCCAUUUCAUUGGCUAACCAGUUAAAUAUAUUGUUUAACCGGAUAACCGAUUUGAUUGGGUUGGGUCAAGGGGCACUGUAGCCUGACUGGAGCACCGCCCCACCCACCUGCCAUUGGGCUGGAAACUCUCCACCCUCUCUUCCCUGCCACUCUUCCCCAACUCCCCCCACAGGCAGGGGUUGCUCCAGUGUCCCAAUCGGACCAGCCACUGCCUGUGGGAUACCCAGGCCUGCUGUGGAUAGAGGCUUCUCCAUGGUGCACUGGAGCAGCCGCAGCCUGUGGUACACCAGGGCAUCCUACAGGUAGAGGCUGCCCCGGCAUCCCAGUUGAAGCAGCCCUAACAGAGAGACAUGUUACACUGGUUAAACCUUUACAUCCCUUCUUAGGCACCUAACGCAUUACUUGCAGAAAUGAGUUAGAGACCUCCCUUGUGCUAUAAAAAACAUAGUGAUGACCACUGCACUUGAAAACUUAGUGCAGUGGAAAGCACGCUCAUCUAUUGGUGAAGCUCAUGCAGGCCCAAAAGUCCACCCACAGAUCAGUUUAUAAGGCUAGGGUCUUCAGGGUCAGAGACAUGCCUCACUUUGUCUUGUAUAGCAAGACUACAGUGUUGGAGCCUAAUAAAUAAUACUGCUAUUCUUAACAGAGUAACAUACAUGCCUGAUCAAAAUAGCACGUAGGUAAUUGGAUAUCACCAUAAUGAUACAAUACAAUAGUUUGCAUUCUUUUAAAUGAAUAGAAGCAGGAUUUUACUUAAAAAUAAAUUAAUAUGAAGGCACAGUGCCCCCCGACUCCCUGUCGUGUGGAUGAUCUGUACACAUUGGAAGAGAAUAGGUGCCAAAUCAAUAAAGUAGGUGUUUUUAAAAAUUGGAAUCUUAGCUUUGUUCAGCUCCAGGAAACUCAUAAAAUAUGCAUUAGAAUGCUAGGUAUAAUUGAAACAGCACAUGGUUUAAACACAUGGUUCAAGCACUCUUAAAGAUAACUAGCAAUACAUUUAAAAAUAAUUUUGCUGUAUAAAUGACUACAGACAGAGAGAAAUAUGACUUAUGUCCUAUACUGAUGACUUUUCCUCUGGUUAAUCUUUUUGUGUAACAUUUUGAAGAAAAUUCCACGUUUUAGAGUGAAGGAAAUAAAUACAUACAAGAAUGUGUACAAGAAUACGUAUGUAAAAUGGUUUUCAGAUUACAGUAUAUAAAAAAAUUGGAAUGUGUUUUAACCAUAACAGUAUCCCUCAGAGAAUUAAGCAGAAAGUGGUGAUUGUGUUGGUUAUAAUAGGAAUGGAUUUAUGAAGUGAUAGAACAAUAAAUAUAACCUAAAAGCCUA